Rhinopithecus roxellana (golden snub-nosed monkey) is the source of this 1474-nucleotide messenger RNA. Its product is annotated as nucleosome assembly protein 1-like 1. Gene Ontology annotation, biological process: nucleosome assembly. The record is from RefSeq and is a predicted model, not a curated record. Gene Ontology annotation, molecular function: chromatin binding; histone binding. The transcript has a single exon. Gene Ontology annotation, cellular component: chromatin; nucleus. The coding region runs from base 134 to 1309 and encodes 391 amino acids. NCBI's taxonomy places the organism in Eukaryota, Metazoa, Chordata, Mammalia, Primates, Cercopithecidae.
CUUUUUUAGCGCCAUCUGCUCGCGGCGCCGCCUCCUGCUCCUCCCGCCGCCGCUGCCGCCCUGAGUCACUGCCUGCGCAGCUCCGGCCGCCUGGCUCCCCAUACUAGCCGCCGAUAUUUGGAGUUCUUACAACAUGGCAGACAUUGACAACAAAGAACAGUCUGAACUUGAUCAAGAUUUGGAUGAUGUUGAAGAAGUAGAAGAAGAGGAAACUGGUGAAGAAACAAAAAUCAAAGCACGUCAGCUAACUGUUCAGAUGAUGCAAAAUCCUCAGAUUCUUGCAGCCCUUCAAGAAAGACUUGAUGGUCUGGUAGAAACACCAACAGGAUACAUUGAAAGCCUGCCUAGGGUAGUUAAAAGACGAGUGAAUGCUCUCAAAAACCUGCAAGUUAAAUGUGCACAGAUAGAAGCCAAAUUCUAUGAGGAAGUUCACGAUCUUGAAAGGAAGUAUGCUGUUCUCUAUCAGCCUCUGUUUGAUAAGCGAUUUGAGAUUAUUAAUGCAAUUUAUGAACCUACGGAGGAAGAAUGUGAAUGGAAACCAGAUGAAGAAGAUGAGAUUUCGGAGGAGUUGAAAGAAAAGGCCAAGAUCGAAGAUGAGAAAAAGGAUGAAGAAAAAGAAGACCCCAAAGGAAUUCCUGAAUUUUGGUUAACUGUUUUUAAGAAUGUUGACUUGCUCAGUGAUAUGGUUCAGGAACAUGAUGAACCUAUUCUGAAACACUUGAAAGAUAUUAAAGUGAAAUUCUCAGAUGCUGGCCAGCCUAUGAGUUUUGUCUUAGAAUUUCACUUUGAACCCAAUGAAUAUUUUACAAAUGAAGUGCUGACAAAGACAUAUAGGAUGAGGUCAGAACCAGAUGAUUCUGAUCCCUUUUCUUUUGAUGGACCAGAAAUUAUGGGUUGUACAGGGUGCCAGAUAGAUUGGAAAAAAGGAAAGAAUGUCACUUUGAAAACCAUUAAGAAGAAGCAGAAACACAAGGGACGUGGGACAGUUCGUACUGUGACUAAAACAGUUUCCAAUGACUCUUUCUUUAAUUUUUUUGCCCCUCCUGAAGUUCCUGAGAGUGGAGAUCUGGAUGAUGAUGCUGAAGCUAUCCUUGCUGCAGACUUCGAAAUUGGUCACUUUUUACGUGAGCGUAUAAUCCCGAGAUCAGUGUUAUAUUUUACUGGAGAAGCUAUUGAAGAUGAUGAUGAUGAUUAUGAUGAAGAAGGUGAAGAAGCGGAUGAGGAAGGGGAAGAAGAAGGAGAUGAGGAAAAUGAUCCAGACUAUGACCCAAAGAAGGAUCAAAACCCAGCAGAGUGCAAGCAGCAGUGAAGCAGGAUGUAUGUGGCCUUGAGGAUAACCUGCACUGGUCUACCUUCUGCUUCCCUGGAAAGGAUGAAUUUACAUCAUUUGACAAGCCUAUUUUCAAGUUAUUUGUUGUUUGUUUGCUUGUUUCUGUUUUUGCAGCCUAAAAUAAAAAUUUCAAAUACAAAAAAA